Messenger RNA from Ornithodoros turicata, 10565 nucleotides. Its product is annotated as protein Fe65 homolog. Gene Ontology annotation, cellular component: cytoplasm; nucleus. Gene Ontology annotation, molecular function: transcription factor binding; amyloid-beta binding. NCBI's taxonomy places the organism in Eukaryota, Metazoa, Arthropoda, Arachnida, Ixodida, Argasidae. The record is from RefSeq and is a predicted model, not a curated record. Bases 559 to 2562 code for a protein of 667 amino acids. The transcript has 15 exons. Gene Ontology annotation, biological process: regulation of DNA-templated transcription.
UUACAUAAAAUGACAGACUGCAGUUGCUGUUAGGUAAUUCUGCUUUCACUUUGGACAUUGAGACGUACGAGAACUUCUUCCGAAAUGGACCGUGCUUGCAAAUGUGGUGAUCCCAAAUGCACCUGCACUACUGAGUGCAAGUGUGCUACGGGUGGCUGCCCCUGCACCAAGUGCAAGAAAUAGAUGCAAUAUAAAACGCAACCGACCAAAUACGGUUCCAUAUCAUUAUCCAUAUGAAGUUCAUCUGGUUUCCUCUACGAAGCCAGCGUCUGCAAUGUCAAUAAAUAUUUUGCCGUCUAAUUUUUGACGGAUGCUGACGUUUUGUUUCGGUUUCCCUUCUUUAUUCCGCUUGGAGUGCUACGAGCGUGUCUGGAUGCGCAAUGCAGAUGCGCAGUAGGAGUGCGUGAACCUUGUCGGGUUCAUUUCUGUGAUCGCGGAAAGGCUGUUUCCGCGAUAAACUACCCGAAACUCUAUGCUUGUGGUGCACAGUGCCGUAUAGUUCACCGUUCGCCCGCCCUGUUUUCGUCCUGAUGUUUUGUGGUGAACUUAGCUGUUACCAUGAACUCUCUCGAAAAUAGGGGCCCUCUCACGAUAGAGAACUCGCUUGUGUCAGAAUUUGGUAAUCUGACCUUUGAAGACGGUGAAGCCAUUCCACCAGGAGGGGAUGAUGGCCAGGUGGGAGAUCUCCUCCUUUUCGACACUAACCUCAACCGACCACUUACGGUGAAGAGCCGUUCGAGUUACGCUCAGCUCGGUGUUCAUUCCAUGGGCAUUGACCUAACUCGGAGCCCUCUCAUUGAGCCUCCUCCUCCUGCUGAGAACACUCCUGCUUUGAACAAUUUUGACUUGACCACAACAGGGGACCUCUUUACUAACAACAACAGCAACAACAUGGGAAAGAGGGUGACAACCAACACUGGAUUUCUAGACUAUUACCGCCUGCUGGAAUCGGCAGUCCAGCAACGCAGGGCUGGGGAAGAGUUGGAAACCGAGGAAGAUUCUAACCGUAACCGCCGCCUGACCAAGUCUGAAUGGAACUGCUCCUCUGAGAAGGAGCAGGACGAAUCAGAAGAGCCACUCCUCCCACCUGCGUCACCGUUGAUGAAGAGGGCAGAAGAUAUUGGUGAAGCAGAGGCAGAUUCAUUGCUUCCGCAAGGAUGGGAACGCCACUUAGAUGAUGAUGGACCCUACUAUUGGCACAUCAGCAGCGGCACCAUCCAGAGGGAGCCACCUACUUUGCCUGGCUGUGGGGGUACCAGCCAUGUCCCCAGGCAAAAGCAGCAGGCACAGCGACGUUUGUCAGAAAACCUAGACGUGGUAACAAAGUGUGCUGCCCCUAAGGAGCCUUUCUUUGACAAUGACAAGCAAGUAAAACGACAGAGUUAUCCCCAAAUAGGUAGCAGUUUGGAUGAGGACGAGGGUAUUGGAGCAGGUACCAUGCCACUGCGGUUUGCUGUACGUUCUUUGGGCUGGGCAGAGGUCCCAGAAGAGGAUCUCACCCCUGAACGAUCAAGCAGGGCUGUGAAUCGCUGCAUCGUAGAUCUCUCUCAGGGGCGUGUCAGGGGUGCACAAGGAAAUCAAGGCGGCAUCUUGGACGGGGUGGGUCGCUGGGGGGAAGGUAGAGACCUGCUCCUGGAGCUUGAUGGCAACCAACUGCGACUGCUGCGGCCCCGAGACUCUGCUGUGUUACACUGUCAGCCCCUGCAUGCUAUUCGUGUCUGGGGAGUAGGACGGGACAACGGACGGGACUUUGCAUAUGUGGCGCGCGACCGUACCACACGGCGCUUCAUGUGCCACGUAUUUCGCUGCGACAUGCCUGCACGAAUCAUUGCAAACGCACUGAGGGAUGUCUGCAAGAAGAUGGUUGUGGAAAGGAGCCUAAUUGCCGAGUCCCGAGCACCCAGAACAACAUCUGUUUCCAGCGAAACUGGGUCGGAAGGCAGGGUGUCCCCCACGAGGCACUCUCCAACAGAGCACAGCAGCAGCCCUGUUUCCCUUGAAGAAGUAGAGUUCCCAACACCCAUGGAGGAGCCACGUAAAGUUUUACGUGCACGGUACCUCGGUGCUGUUCCCGUCACUAAGCCCUCAGGAAUGGAAAUCCUGAAUGGUGCCAUUGAUGCCUUGAUUGCAACAGUGGCCAAGGAUCGCUGGCUACCUGUACAGGUGGCUGUGGCGCCAUCGACAGUGACCGUCACUCUUGAUGGACCUCCCGGGGCGCGUGAAGUCUUGGCAGAGUGUCGCGUUCGUUUCUUGUCCUUCUUGGGCAUCGGAAAACACGUCAAGAAUUGUGGCUUUAUAAUGCGCACGGCGCAGGACCAGUUCAUAGCUCACGUUUUUCACUGUGAUCCGUCAUCGGGUGCUCUUUGCAAGACCAUAGAGGCAGCCUGCAAGCUUCGGUACCAAAAGUGCUUGGACGCCCACCAAAGGAUUUCGGGCAAAAAGAACAUGGAACCACAGCAGCAGGCUGGGACCCUUUCGACAGCACUGAAAAGCGUGAUUGGGACACUGGGCACUCGCCUGGCAAGCUUCAACCGUCAAGCAUCAGCGCAGCAAGCAUCCUGAAGGCCCUGUGGCGCUCCUCCACCACUUCAACCUUCCUGCUUAUACUUCGCCUCAGUGGUUUGUCUCCUCUGGCACCGACAAGUUGUCGCAUGGAAAGCGACGCAUUCGUCUCCUCACCCUCACUCAAAAUUGUAGCAACGUCGCUGCUUUGGCACUGCCUGCAUCUGAGCACCAUUUUCCUUCUGCAGAGGACUGUGCGUCUGUAUGAGCAUUACUAUUUUUUAAAUACUUGAUGCAAGCUUCAUGUAAGCGACAGGGAGAGAGUGCGAUAGUGCUUCUGCAGAAUGGCCCUGCAGUGUUUUGACAGCGUGAAUUGUAGUGCCCCGAAGCCAAGAGCUGUGCUGUUCAUUUUUGUCGUAUGAACACUGGACACUGGAAGGAAGGUUGGACAUGUAAUUCACCGAGAUGUGCUUUUAGUGUAUCGUUAUUUUGAGUGCUCGCAAAACUGCACGCUCUUUUUUUAAUGUGUACGAGUCUUUAUGCCUAUAUCUGUAUAGAACUUUUUUGAAAUCACAUAUUUUUAACGUGAAACUUGUCGUCACACCUAUAUAUUUUAAGUGGUGAAUGCUAUUUAAGCAACCCCACCAGUCUACCGCAUAUAUUCGAACAUACACUUCGAACGCCACUGUUUUGACAUUGUCCUCCAUGGCAGAAAAAAAAAAAAAAGAGAGUGGCAUAAUCUUUAGGCACGAAAGGCAUUAAAUAUGAAUCUCUCGUAGAUUAAGUAGCAUACAGUGGGCAAAAAGAGUGGCAUAAUCUUUAGGCACGAAAGGCAUUAAAUAUGAAUCUCUCGUAGAUUAAGUAGCAUACAGUGGGUUACCUUAUGCAAGUUUGUGUGGAUGUCACACGCACAUCUGUGUGUUAGUCGUGUGUCAAUCCCUACUGUGGAAAUAAGAACGCACCAGAAAUUCUCGGAAGGUGUGUUUCAAAUGUACACUUGGUUGCAGUGUAAGUUCAUAGUUCCCGUCUGAUAUCCAGCGUAUGAAAAAAGUGCCACGUGUACUCUAGUUAAUGUUUUUUUAUUUGUUGAAAUAUGCGCAGCUAAGGAUGGUAUUCUCGCUGUUAUGAUGCAUCUUAGAGUGUGCUAGUAGGUAUGAUAACACAUCACAGUAGUUAGCCAGGUAAAGCUACACGUGCAAUAGUGAAACAUUAGCAGGUACUUACAAAUUCCAAACAUUUUGUUAAGCUUCUUGCUGUACUGUACAAAUAUGACAUUGUGCUAGGACAAAAUUGUUAUGUUGCUCAGGGACUGACUACAAACAGGAAAGAUAUUUUUGUCAAAAAUAUUUGCACACGGACACCUGAUGUGACACGUAUGAAGUGGGGGCUAGUGUUAUAUGUGCUAGUGUUUAUACGAAUGUUUAGUGACUGUCUUCGGAACACUGGCUCCUCAAACCUAUCUAAUCUGACUGCAGCUUCUACACUGUACAAAACAUAAUUUAUUUCAGCAUGAUGAAGCAGAAUCUGUCAAAGAUCAUUCUAAAAGAAAAUUUGAUUCGCUUUUUAAGAUGGAAUUUGUUAAGAAACAAAUGCACUGUAGGUAUCCGGGAUUCCUGCUGCAUAAGUGUGCGAAGGAAAACUCUGCAAAUGCUAUUCGAAAGCAAAUUUUGAAUGAAAUUUUGAAUAUCUGGUUGGACAAAGCGUUACUCGAAACCAUUUCCAACAUUGAAGCACUAUUUGUUCUGUGUUCGGAACGUAUUGAAAUUGUUUACCAUUCUCGUAAGUGUUACGUUCUUUUCUACAUAUUCUUAUUCUCAUUAGAAGCCCUACUGAGCCCUACAGAGAUAGAGAGACGUGAUGUGUAUUUACCUGCUGAAUUUUGCACCAAAGAAAUCGAGACAGCAAAAGCCAUAACUUGCAUUAAAGGGGUUGCGACACUUCGUCUCAAGCUAUUCCGGAUAAAUGUAAAAUGCAAUUAUUUGUAUCAGUGUGAACCUGCAUUCCAAGUUUUACAGCAAGAGGGGCAAUAGACGUGUAGAAAACUGGCACUGCGAAUACUGAAGCUCAUGUGGCUCUAACAGCACCACCUAGAUACAGACUGCCUCCUCUCCCUCCUUCCUUACGUGGUCACAUUACCGCGAUUCGCCGUUCUGCGAAUUCAAGAACUCAAACAAUUGCAGCUAUUUUCACAAAUUUGAACCUGUAGAUUAAAAGUGCCACAGGCUUUCUGCAAAAUUAGUCUUGAGAAAAAUAUGGAACCGUAUUGAGCUUUUAUUUUGUUUUCCCAUUUAGUACGUGGCAGGGUGUCGAACCGAAACGUUUUUCGUUCCGGUUUUCGUUCCGGUUACAUCAUAAACAAUCCGGUACUGGUUCUGCUCCGGAGCAAAAAAAUAACGGUUCAUACCGGUUUUUAACCGGUUCCGCUUCUACUGGGAAUAUUCAUCCCCACAAAAACAAAACAAAAUGUAAAUGUAAUGUUACAAAAUGUAAACCCGUUUAUUCCGCAUACAUGGUAUUUAAUAUUAAUAGACAGCUGUGAAAUUGGUAGCUCCUGGUCCCUGUAGGUUACUGUCUGUUCAAAUGGGUUUUCUCCUUUCUUGAAGCACGUGCUACAAACGGACUUGUUUGUCGUGAUGUCAUACGUAAAGUACUUUCUUGCUGGAUUGGAGCGAUCGCGUUCCAUCCGAAUGUCUGUUGCUACUGUCUAGCCAGCAAGCAUCACCGCACGAGUAGGACGCAAAUCGAGGAACACCUUCACUCACAAAUGCGCUCGACGGCUCCGUUUUAUUUUCUUCGUGUCCUGUCCACAAAAGAGUUGCCACUUCGCACGGGCUUGCCCUCGCAUAUACGUAAACGUAUUCAACUUAGCUGCUCUCCAACAAGGGACGCGUUGCGCGACAUUACCGAUAAAGAAGCCGUUAUGCAGCCCCCUUGGGUCGCUGUUUAGUUGAGGAGAGUUUGCGGGGAUCAAAUUAAAACGAACACUACGGCAAUUGCUAGAGAGUCACAUGUACCUCUAAGUCUGUGUGCGUGCGCGAAUGAUAAACCAUUACAAAGGGAGCCUAAGGGUCAUAGUAUACCGACAUACAUUCCACUGUAACCGUAACCCUCGUAUAGUAUCCAUGACAUGACUUCAGAGCACACGACGUCUGCUUCAUUCGCCUAUCCGUAGUCCAAGCCGAUGAAGUUUUUUCUUGGACUGAAAACCGUUAAAUAUAUUUUUCGGUUUCCCUCCUGAGCGAAAAAAACGUAUAUGGUUUCGAUUCCGCUCCAGUUCGCACUUCGUAUUGUAGCGUUUUUUUUCGGUUUUCGGUUCUAAUUUUCGGUUCGCUCCAACACCCUGGUACGUGGGGACGUUCACUACUCGCAGACGACAGUGGCCGCCCAUGCGGCUGAUGGUGGCUCGUCUCCAUGGCUACAGCCGCUGAAAGCAUGUUCGUGGUUGGCUAGGGACGUUGAAAACACAGUCCUGAUUGGCUGACUCUAGUUGUUACGUCACGUUGACAAGUAAGUCUAGGUGGUGGUGGCUCUAACGUCGCAGCUGGCGUCUCUGCCAGUGAGGAAGGGGAAGAGAGGUGACGUGCUUAUGACUACGAAUGGGAAUGGCCGGUGCUGUGAUGUCAGAGCUUGAUGAGUGCGUGUGUUUAAGUGUUUAUAUCGUGCUGAAUACUGCACGUAGAAAAAUUAUUCGUUUUUCCUCUAUGCUGUAGUGCGCAAUACAAUGUAAUGAACCACAUCUAUCAAAGUGUCACAACCCCUUUAAUCUCAACAAAAAUACAGUGGACUCUCGCUAAUUCAAACUCAGAUAUUUCAUACUUUAGGUUUCGGUUAACAGAUUUCAAAUUUUUUUUAGCCCACUCUGUUUUCAAUGUAUGGAAAAGCCGCUUCAUUCAAAAGGCUUUCGCCUAAUUCAUGCUCCUUGUUCCCUCAUAAAAUUAUCCUUGUGCGCAUUGGUGACCCACCUUUGAACAGAUUGCACAUCUCUGGAUGUACAGAUCACAACAAAAGUUUACGGAACACCAGAGUGACUUAUUUCUUGAUCGGAGCGACACCCUGGCAGUGAACAGGAGUGGACGCUCCUACUGAGAGGUGCAUGGAAUAUCCAGCCACCUAUCUGUAAGUCUCUCUGCUCCCGUUUGCUGCAAAGAUAUCACUCCGAUGACUAUACACGCCACUCCGGUGUUCCGUAAGCUUUUGUCGGGAUUUGAACCAAUCUGCUAAAGAAGGGUCUCGUAAGCAACUGUUUGCUAUGACUGACACUUGUCUUGUGGACUCUUGUAUUGACUAAGCAGUCAACAACAGAUAAGUUUGCUUUAGAUUCCUCUCCGUUUGCAGACUGUUGAGCAAGUAAACGUGGUAACAGACCUUUUACCAGUAUUUUAUGUGUGUCCCUACUUACAGUCAGGAUUGCAUAGAGGAGAGGUUAAAAAUUUGCUUUGUAUGUGCAGCUACCCAAGUAACAAACUAAUUUUGUCUCACAAGAAAUCCAGAUGAAUUUGUGGUAAUUGAAACUUGGGAUAAUUCAAACAAAGACCUGUGGUUCCCUGAAGUUUGAAUUAACGAGUGUCUCCUGGGUAUUGGUAAUGCAUUACAUUGUAAUCUGUGCAGUUGUCGGACAGAAAAAUUUUCUUCAGGCCUCAAUGUUCAACUUUGUUCUGUAUGUUUAACGAAUUACUUAUGAUCAGUUAAUCAGCUCGUGAAAUUAUUUAUUUCUAAGUCUGUGGCUUGUGCAGAAAUGUUGCUAAAUUCAAGAGAGAGAUUUUCUUCAAAUUUGUGGAUCAAUUUUUUGUAUCUCUCACUCUAGUGAUUGGUGCAAAAGGGGGCAGUUUGUACACUUCUAGUAGUUUCCAAUGAUAGGUAUAGUAUGAUUGUCCGGCUAAACCCUUACACUACAUUCCUGUUUGGAAGGCAGAGAAACUUGUACGAUUCAGGAAACGUAUCACCCGGUCUUCCUUUAUGUAUGUUGACAUUCAAAGAUGACACUAGGUAACACCAUUUCAUGGCGGAUUAGAAAUAUUUUUUUUAUCGGGCAUUCGCUUUCUGGAAAAAGUGUUAAUGUAGCAUUCGAAGCACGCUCGAGUCAUGCCAUGAAGCUUUACAAUACACAAUGCUGCUCUAAGAAAGAUGAGCAUUGUCUUUGCUUUCUUCCAGCGCUACAUUUGCAGUCAGUACUGUAGUGCUUAGUAUACCCCCUCCUAUCAUGCUAUAUUUUUUAAACUGAGCAUAACGUGGUGUAGUGAACAAAAGGUUUGUGUCUACUUUUUGAGACGUGGUAUGAAAUAAUGCACAAUGAUUUAUUUAUUUUAUUUUUUCUGCUUGCAUUGUGCAGCAGUUUGUACUGUGUAUUCUUAUACUGUGGCAGCGUGCAUAAAAGCCUGAGAAUCCAUCGAGUUUCACUGCAUAUCCAAAGAAACAUUUUAGGAAGAAAAAAAAAAGAAAAGUGGUGCAAAUCAAAGUGCCGUGAAUGACCAGCUCUGAAGAGUAAUAUGUUGAACAUUCAAAUAUUUCUCAAAACCUAUUUUUGAAGGAUAAGAUGGGAUGUUGGCAGGCAAGCUAAUGGACGAUGUCCAUGCUGAGAUAUGUUGAGCUAUGGGCCAACAGAAAACAAUACAGUGUUGUGUCAUUUUUCUGUUGUGCCCGUACAUGAAAACAUUAUCCAUUCAAAUAGGUAUCGGUAUGUAUGAAAACAUGGAACGUCAAAUUUGAGAAUCUGUAAAAACCAUGGGAGAUUGUUGCUGAAGUCAUGGCUGUUUCUGACAGUUAAGUGCAAUAUAUUUUUGUGGCCUUAUCAUUCAAAUGACCCCAAUGGGACCCAUUGAAUUUCACUCUUGUUAGGAAUUAGCUGUCAAGUUAGUUUGGUGUCAGGUGGAGAACUCAGUUGACUGCUGCUUAUAAUUGCCAUUAUGGGAGGCUUCCAAUGCUUACUGUGUUAUGAAUUUGGAGAGGACAGUUGGCAUUAUUUGUUUUGUCUUGCAAUGAAUUCAAAGCAUCUGUGCGAGCUGGACUGAUCUGCAUAGAUAUUGUUUCAUGUUUAGUUGUCGCUUUUUAUGGCAGUAUAAUUCUGUGCCCAGUGCUACUUCAAAAACUAUUUCUACACUCAACGAUGAUUUAAGUAUAGGUGGGUUGCUUUUCAAAAUUUAUUUUAGUAUUACCAGUGGUGCUCAUGGAGAAUUAGUGCUUUAAUUCAAAUGGCUUUUGUUUCAGAGCACUUUGCAAAUGACAGAGUACUAUUUCGUGACAUAAUUCCAUCAGACACAUGAAUGUAAUUACUGGUAAUUUAAUAAAAGCAUUCGACUGAGGAAAGAAGGCUGUAGAAGAUGAGUCCACAUUUCUACUGUUCCCAAAUUUGGUCAGAAGCAAGUACCUGAUUGUUCACAUCAGAUUUGUGUGGCUUGAUAAAAAUUAUGAUUUUUUUAUACCAUCGUUGGCGCUUCCACAGGGAUUUAAAGUAAUUUAACUUAGACAUUAAAAAUAAAAUGAAGUGACAAUAGUUUUGAACUUGGCACAUGCAUUGUAAGCAGCCGACAGAAAAAAAUGCAAACGAUGCCAAGAAAAGCUUUGCUGGGACUGUGUGUGCUGCUUUUGAAACAUGCAGAAAGCAUGAUGUGUAUAUGUAUUAAUUCUUGUAUUUAAGAGGGCAAACCUAGUGAAAUGUAAUUAGUUUGUUGAACUUGUCUUUGUUCCAUAGCCAUUUCUUUAAUACAAGCGACAGUUCUACAUAACUGAGGCUAUCAUGAAACUAGUUUGGCUACUGAACACAGAUUCCGCACUUUGCUGCUGUUGUGCCAGAAAGCAUCAAAUCAAUCAAUCAACAGAUUCCACAACACAACUUGUGCAGGUCAUUUCCAGAGCUUGUUGUGUAUAUAAGAUUAAGAUUAACAAGGAGCCAAAUCAGAUUUGCAUCCAUCCAGGAGUAAUUCUGUUCCAAGUUAUAUAACACAUUCAGUUCUAUCACGCAGCAUACUUGUCAGCAUAUGCACCACUUGACUGCUCAGUGAGUUAGCUGUACAUAUCGCUGUCACGUACUCUUUUCUGUUUAAAAGCACUGACCUAGCCAAGUGGUGCUUAGUGCUGAUGAAUAUGCCUUUAUUGUUGUGUAAGAGUAAUUGCCUAAAAAAUGUACACAAUGUUCAAACAGCACACUAGGCUUCUAUCACUAUCUACCAGGCGCUUUAAAACAGACUAAUGGCAUACCGAAAUGUGUAUUUGGCGGCACUAGUCUCACUGCCUACCCAGUUCAUAACCUCUUGCUUGUUUCAGUUUGUGUAGCUUGUUCAUGGUAGUCUGCAGUAAAUGUUACUCUGCCAUAUGCCUGUACUCUUGUGGUUGCCAAGUUCUAGGCGAUAAAACUUGCUGUGCGGGGUUGCUGGAAUGCUUCAUUAACAGCAUCUUUGUGUAUCUCCACUGCAUAUCAAGGUCCCGCUGCUGCUGUAGAUGUAAGCUCACUGUAGGCUGUAGGAAAGUAACAUGCUUGCUCAUUGUAUGUGUCGCGGUUGUUGCAAUACCUAAUGGAAUGUUUGAGUAGUAGAACCUGCUGUGGAUUCUGUUUCAGGAGCUAGACUGCACUCAGUUUUUGAUGCAAAUACAGCAAAAGGCUGAGGCACUGUAUCACCCGUAUACAGCCAGACUUUCAAUAAAUAUAUGAGGUUAGCUGCCUGUAUAUGGCACAGAUGUGCACCCGAGUGUGUUUGAUGGCUUAUAAUUAUGCUUCAACCUUCAACAGAAAUGUGCGCAUUAGCGUUAUGCAAAUGUGCUUCGUAGGCAAUGUGAUACGCGAGUUAGUAUACAGUGCAUGUAUGGCUGUCAAGAAUUGGAAUUCAGUCAAACUUCUACUUGACAAAAUGAAUACUUUUGUGAGAACCAUUCCAAUCAAUGCUGUUCCUUACCUUAGUACCACCAAAACUAUCUAAUAGUAGGCAUCCUCUAAAAUGCAUUGUUUUACCAGCAAAUGAAUUAUGGUUAUGUCUUGGGUUAUAAGUACUUGCUUUGAAGUUCGUAGAUAUUUUAUAAAGAUGUAAUGGCACACAGUAAUAACAUAAUAAAGUGAGCCUUUUCACUUGCAA